CGAGCAAGCGAGCAGGCUGUCGCGCGGGGUUGUGCUUGCGUUGCACUAGAUUCAGCGACUGACUCGAAUAAUUACGAAGGUCUAGCUGUCGGCCUAUCAUUGCAUGUAAUGUCUGCAAAAGAGAACGCGUCUCUUUCGAGGAUGGCGGCUGCAGUGCCUUAAAAGGGCUACGAGCUCGCCAUGGUGUUCGCAAUGGGUACUACCAAGGAAGACGAAGCCGGAGGCAGUUUGACAGACAAUGGAGCGGCCACCGUUGCUUCUCCCGACACUGCGUCUAAGCUGUCGUCGAGGGAUGCAGGCGCACCGGUGGCGUACUUCGGCGUUGCCUUGGGAGCAGGGAUGAGUCCCUGCGAUGACGAUGAGUUGCCGUUGGUUUUUGUGGACCGCACCCUGGCAUUGCGCUGCGUAAAGAAGUACCGUGGAGCUCGGUUUAAGGCUUUUGGCUCCAGGGAGGAAGCGGCAGCUUUCAGCCUUACACCAGCAGUGGCAGUUGUGGAAAGCACGGAUGUGCCAGACUCCACAACCGCAGCACUUAUUGGGGAGAAGAGCAGCAACUACAGAGCUCCGAAGAGUCAGGACUUGGUCCAGCUGCGCAAGGCUAUCGAGGCUGGAGACGCCACCUUCUUCAAGCAAAGUGUCUGGUCCAAUCCUCGCUACCUCGUCGGAAGCGGUGACACCCCGACCAUACUGCAGGAGGGCUACCGGUACAACGCACUGCAUGUUGCCUGUGCCAAGCGGCAGCCCGUGCUGGUGCAAUUACUGCUGGACACCCUGCAGGAUCCACAUUUCCUCGAGCUGCUCUACCCCGACGACAACCUCGACGUGAGAAAUCGGCGCAAGGUGUUUCUCCUCGACCUGUACCUGAACACACCAGACAAAGGGCGUUGCGAGACACCGCUUCACUUUGCCUGCAAGUUUGGCUGCUACGAAGCAGUGGAGCUUCUUGUAGCACUGCCCGAGUGUGAUAAAAACAGGUGCAAUAAGGAAGGACAAACACCACGUGAGAUCAUUUGUGACCGGGUGCCAUCUGCCUCUGCAGACUUAAAAAAAAGGAUGGACUCAUUGUUUGAAGAACGGCUCUUUGUGCCAGUGCUGAGGUCGGAGGACAACUCAGUGGCACCGACAGUCGGGGAACCAUUCUCCCCCAAUGCAUCGACCAUGCACAGUCCUGUGACAAGCCCACGCGACACCUCACUCAGCAUCAUGGCCACUGCAGGACCCAUGUCUCCCACUGAGGCCCGCAGCAUGUACCGCCAGUGGAAGACUCCGAAGCGACGCAGCAUUGGCCUCAAGGAACCACUCUCACCCAUGGACAGCAUGCGGCUUGCUGACAUGGAGAAGGGGCUAGAGCGUAUUGGUCGCGGUCUUGCCAAGGAAAUGAGGGUGCCUUGGAACGAGUACUGGCCUUUCCUUGGCUGCUGGUGCAACUUGGCUUCUCCAGAGGGCUUAGAAAAACUUGAGGCCCACCUACGAAGCAAGCGUUCACAGGUGGUGUCUGAAAGGUGGUCUCUAGAGAAUUCUCCCGUGGCAUCUGACGAACUGUCGCUGUCCAGUCCAAUCAGCCAGCUUUGCGAAGCGUUGGGUGAUCUCAAAUUGGGCCCCACAUUUGAAAAAAGCUGGGGGAGGAGGCAAGAGGGCCAGAACCACCUUCACAAUGCCAAGACGUCGAGGACUCCCAAUGGAAGGGCAGUUUCGGCAGCAGACCCUGGAUGCACCCCUCCUCAGUGCGGAGCAUCGCACAAAGGGGUUUCCCCAGCAGCUCAGCGCUUGGCAAGGGUACUGUUUGACUGGGCAGUGGCCCAUGACGCGGGCCCACAGCCGGAGGCCGAUCUCACCUUGCAGCUAAAUGAACAGAUUCUGCCAGAGCUGGCCCGCCUGGAGCGCCCUGGUGGAACCGAGCUGUGGCGGCUACACUCUUGGCUGGGCCGGGAAGUGCACUUACUUCUGCACGAUAGCCUGGAGCCGUCCGAGCGGCAGAGUUUGGGCCGUGCCCUGAACACGCAGCUGGCACCUCUGUCCACCAAUCGUGCAGCCCCUGCUUCUCCGCCUUCCACCGAUGACGAAGAUGACGGUGGCAGCGUCAGCGACAUGACACGACGUUACCGACAGCCAUCGAGCCGUUGGAGGAAUAGAACAUUAAAGCGGCACCUGCAGUGUGUGCUGCGUUCUCUGUGUGCCUUGUUGGAAACAGACUCAGCCGAUGCGGAACCUUCCCACUGCCAGUGCUCUCAAGGAACGACGGGAAGAUGCGAGACUGCUUUUCUCAGAGAUUGCAAAGCCCCGCCUGUGGAGGAGGAGGAAGAAGAGGACGAAGUGUUUUUCACCCCUCCUACCAGCCCUUGCUCCUCGAGUGGAUCGUCCUCCGAGGCACACACCCCAGACGAGGGUCCACUCUUCUUUAUACAAGGAUCUCGUCCCAGCAAAGUGGACUUGGAUGUGCUGAGGGCCCUGGAGCCAAGUCUGUUGGCGCCAGAUGUGUUCGACCCUCUCACCUAUCCUUGCGUGCACCAGUGGAUGCAGGUUAUUCGCUCAUUUCCUGUGGAAGCCACUUCAAGAUGGCCGAGUCCUACGGUGACGAACCUGAGGCUCACCGUGCGCACGGUAUUAUCGCCAAGCUCUCCAUGUUCCAGUGGAGAUGGCAAGUUUGACGGAUGCCGCACUCCGCAGAGGGAAUCGUUGAGCACUCAACUGCGCCCAAAAGUGCUUUGGAGUGGCAGUCCGAGGCACCCAUGAUAUUACGUACCUGCUUUUGCUGGAGCCCAGUGCCAACUUAUUUGCUUUUGUCGGCAAAUACAUUUGAUCAAAGUGAAACCGGUGGCAGGGUCAGCCAUCUGGGCAUUCUGGUGCACAUACGCACACCUCCGGAAAAAGUGCAGUGCCUCGGGACUUUUGACGGCCUCAACGAUGGGGUACAGUUUUAGAAGAUGACUUGUAAUUUGUAAUUUAUUUAAACGAUUUUUAGAAAUGUUGUGUAAACCUGAUAAUAUUCUGUCUGCCAAGCUCCAAGUGUACCGCUUCUAACAUACGUGUCUUACUGUGAUCGCUUGAUAAUGUCGUAAAGACAAAUCAAUGUGCGUAAGCUUUUUAGCAUGGAGUGGUUGUUGCUUCAGUGCUACACUCCGAUAUUACGAAAACGAUUUGGCGGUGCCUGCUCUGUGCUCUUGGGGCAAACAAAAACAGAAGCUCUAAGGGGGCUGCUUCAACAAAUUGUCCAAAAUAGCUUGGAAAAGGAAGGGAAAAGGCGGGAAAAAUGAAAUCUUAAAUUCUGUUCAGGAAAUCUUGUCAAUGUUGGCUUUUAAUUACUGUGUACACUUCCUUAUUGCAUUUACCAUUUAUAUAUUAUUUAUUUUUCAAAGUAUUUCAGAAUGGGAGGACUCAAUGUUGUGAUGCUGUAUGCAGUAUGUUGCAGUGCACAUAUCAAGCUGCUUUUACAUUAGGCUGCACUUCAUGCUCAACUUCCACCAAUUCUGAGCAGUGAUGGAAGUUCUGUUCCAAUCGCUCCCCACUGCUCCAAAAGAGAAUUUCCGCUCCGUGCUGCUCCAAGCAGUAAUGUUUGUUAGUAAUUGCUCUAAAGCUGCUCCGAAAUGACACGGGUGGUAUGAGAAUGACACAUUUACUGUUUGACCAACUCGUAAGUCCUAAAGAAACUGAAGAUAAUCUGUUUACAGUAGACUCUCAGUAAACGGAACCUGAAGGGACCGGGAGAAUGUGUUCCACUUAACAGGAGUUACGUUUACCAAUAGGUGAACAUGGGUGCAGAAUACAAGCCCAUAACCAAGCAUUGCAGAGGCAAUAGUUUCGUUUAAGCAGUAGUUCUGUUUAACAGAUUUCCAUUUACAGAGAGUUUACUGUAGUAUCAUCCUAGUGUGCUCUGUAGCAUUAUCGGAUGGUAUCUCAUUUGUGUGAAAAGAAUUGGCGUAUUAAGUAUAUAGUUCAAUUGUAUUUUUUUUCAUAGCUUGAUUGAUAUGUAGGGUUUAACGUCCCAAAACCACCGUAUGAUUAUGAGAGACGCUGUAGUGGAGGGCUCCGGAAAUUUCGACCACCUGGGGUUCUUUAACGUGCACCCAAAUCUGAGCACAGGGGCCUACAUUUCCACCUCCAUCAGAAAUGCAGCCGCAGCAGCUGGGAUUCGAACCCGCGACCUGCGGGUCAGCAGCCGAGUACCUUAGCCACUAGACCACCGUGGCGGGGCUCUCACAGUUCCUGGGCAGAUACUAAAUGUCAAUAACCUAUGGCACAUACCCGCAUACCAGUGGCACAUAUCCGCCCGCGGGUAUGUGCCACUGUUUGGCGCGAAGUGUUUGUUGACGUACGGGAUGGGAUUGUGACGUUAUUCAGACCUUGACAAGCCACUAGACCACCGUGACAGGGCUUUUUUUUUUUUUUUUUUUAAGCUAGACAUGCAGGCUAAUGUAGUAAAAUGUGAAAAUUAACAGGAUCGCUUAAAUCUCAUACCGAUCAUCUGCUGUUUAUUUGACAACAGUUAUAUGAGACUGCACGCUUACUUCUAAAAUGUGGCGCUCAGCUUCUCUGGUUUGAUUUGAUUUCUUCCACAAAUAUUUUAGUAUUUUAAAUUGUAGCUCAUUUCACAGCACAUUUUGAUUACCUGCUUGGGAUGUAAAAGCAGCGCAAAAUAUAUAGACAAGGACAGAGGAAGAGACGACAAUGCGCUGACAGGAAGAGACGGCAGUGCGUUGUCGUCUCUUCCUCUGUCCUUGUCUAUAUUUUUUGCGCUGUUUUUACAUCCCAAGCAUGAACCAUCAACUAGCCCAACUUUCACUACGUGAAAUUUACAUUGAUUGUUGCCUGUUAAAUAUAUUUUAUAAGAAACAUAAUAUUUACGAGAUGUAUCAACAAUUUUCUGACCGCCAAAUAAUGUACGGCAAAUUUAAUAUCUGCUCCUAAGACACCAAUAGCUGCCCUGAACUAGCAUUUCUUUUCUGCUCCGAAAACACUUGUGGCUGUUCAGGAGCAGUGCUUUUAGUGGUGCAAAGUAUGUUCCAAAAACUAAAAAGGCCGUUCCAUCACUGAAUUCAUGAAGUCUAUUUGCGAUUCAGGGCUGAAUAUCUUUCCAAAGCUGUAUGUAACGAGUCGACUCCACUUUGAACAAAUGUAGAUUGUGCCAGAGAGAGGGGUGCUUCUGUUGUUUGCACAUCGGUAGUUAUACACUGAAAACUUAGUAUAGCAAAGUUGCAUCUUGCAUGAAAAUAAGUUAUAUUUUUCCAAAAAUUCGCUAUAAAGGUAUUUUUCUAAUGCUAUAUCUAUUGCUAGGUUAUUUCUCAUUAACUUUGUUAUAACCGUUAUUUCAUUUUAUUCGGAUUCUUUAUAUCGAGGUUUGAGUGUAGUACUGCUAGCACACGACGAGCCAAAAGCUACAAGCAUGUGCUAUAGGCUGCAGCUUCUUAUUAACAGUAAGUUGGGCCUGUUCCUUUCUGUAAGAAGUUGAACUGAUAAAUGUCUAAUGCAUUCUGAAGACUUAUAUAGCUCUCGUGUGUAAAUUGCUGUAUAGUUCUAUCUCUUGCUCCAUGCUUUUUUUGUGUGUGUGUGUGCCCAGUAAAAUUUUAGUUGAAAGUGUG
This is a messenger RNA of Rhipicephalus microplus (southern cattle tick), 5576 nucleotides long. RefSeq names its product ankyrin repeat and LEM domain-containing protein 2. Lineage: Eukaryota; Metazoa; Arthropoda; Arachnida; Ixodida; Ixodidae. The record is from RefSeq and is a predicted model, not a curated record. Gene Ontology annotation, biological process: negative regulation of phosphorylation. Gene Ontology annotation, molecular function: protein phosphatase 2A binding. Gene Ontology annotation, cellular component: endoplasmic reticulum.